Molecule: messenger RNA, 818 nt
Organism: Gastrolobium bilobum
Lineage: Eukaryota; Viridiplantae; Streptophyta; Magnoliopsida; Fabales; Fabaceae
Product: large ribosomal subunit protein eL20y
Exons: 4
Coding region: 84-620 (178 amino acids)
Biological process (GO): translation
Cellular component (GO): cytosolic large ribosomal subunit; ribosome
Molecular function (GO): structural constituent of ribosome
Source: RefSeq, a predicted model, not a curated record
UCCUCCUCCUACUCCUUCGUCACAGCACCGCGACUGAGAAAGAAAGAGGCAGAGAGAGUGUGUGUGUUCUCCUUCUCUCAGAAAUGGUUACAUUCAGGUUCCACCAGUACCAGGUCGUUGGGAGGGCUCUCCCUACGGAUUCCGAUCAGCACCCUAAGAUUUACCGCAUGAAGCUCUGGGCAACCAACGAGGUUCGCGCCAAGUCCAAGUUCUGGUACUUCCUGAGGAAACUGAAGAAGGUUAAGAAGAGCAAUGGACAAGUCCUUGCUAUUAAUGAGAUUUUUGAGAAGAACCCAACCAAGAUUAAUAACUAUGGGAUAUGGUUGCGGUAUCAGAGUAGGACCGGCUAUCACAACAUGUAUAAGGAGUACCGUGAUACCACUCUAAAUGGUGCAGUGGAGCAUAUGUAUAAUGAGAUGGCUUCUCGUCACAGGGUCCGGUUCCCUUGCAUUCAAAUUAUUAAGACUGCUACCAUCCCAGCCAAGCUUUGCAAAAGGGAGAGCACCAAACAAUUUCACAACUCCAAGAUCAAGUUCCCAUUGGUUUUCCAGAAAAUUAGGCCACCAUCAAGGAAGCUGAAGACCACAUACAAGGCCAAAAAGCCCAACUUGUUUAUGUAAUGUGGUUGAUCGAUGAGUUACAAGUAUGUAGGGUGUCUCUAUCAGGCGCUUUCGGUAGAAGCAUUCUGUUGGUUGUUGAUUGCCAGAAUUUUGUUUUGAGUAUUUUUAGACUAUCGUUAUUGGGUUACGUAUUUUCUAUUGGAUAUUAUCUUUAAUCCUUUUGAUAAUUGAGUAGAAUCAAACAAAUUUGUCUUUCAA